Messenger RNA from Trachemys scripta elegans, 949 nucleotides. Its product is annotated as complement decay-accelerating factor-like. Bases 75 to 917 code for a protein of 280 amino acids. The transcript has 6 exons. The record is from RefSeq and is a predicted model, not a curated record. NCBI's taxonomy places the organism in Eukaryota, Metazoa, Chordata, Testudines, Emydidae.
GCUCCAGCCCCCGACGGUGCCGGCAGAGCCGGAGCGAGCGGUCGCGCCCCGGAGACUCCGCUGCCGGCCCCGCCAUGGUCUCGGCUCCGCGCUGCCGGUCCGGCGCCCGGGGGCUCCUGGCGCUGCUGCUGCUGCUGCCCCUGCCCGGGGCUCGCGGUCUGUGUGGGACCCCGCCAACGCUCAGUCGUGCCGUCCCCCGUGAUACUAGUCGCACAGAGGGCUUCCCGAUCGGCACAGAAGUGACGUACAGGUGCAGUGAUCCCUUUGUUAAAAUCCCUGGAAAGUCAGACACUGUAGUUUGCCUUUCAAACUCACAGUGGUCAACCAUUGAAGAAUUUUGUAAUGGUGGCUGUCGUGCCACACCAAGGUUAAAAUCUGCUGUCUUAAGUAAGGAAGAUGAGAGGAGGAAUUACUGUCCUCCUGGGACCACUGUGAGUUAUGUCUGUCGUCCAGGAUAUGAGGAGACCGAACUGAGACCUGUCAUUACUUGUCUUAAGAAUUCAACAUGGUCAGAAGCCCAUGAGUUCUGUAGAGGGAAAUCGUGUGGUGUUCCAAAAGGACCAGAGCAUGGCAGAGCUGUUGAUGCAACAAAUUACCUGUAUGGUGCAAGAGUAAACAUCAUUUGUGAUGACGGGUUCAGAUUACGCGGGAGGACUUUCAUCCAAUGUACGCUGAAGGGAGAUCAAGUUGAAUGGAGUCAACUUCCAACUUGUGAAGCAAUACCUUGUCUUCCACCUCCUGAUAUCCCCCAUGGAUCCCGUACUGUUCAGAGUGAACAAGAGUUUUCCUUUGGCUUAGCGGUAACUUACAAAUGUGACCAGGGCUUCUCUCUUAUUGGAGAGGCCUCCAUUCAUUGUACAACAAAAGAUCAUGACAACGGAGAGUGGAGUGGGCCUGCCCCUGAAUGCAAAGAUUAGUAGCGUCUGUUUUUUAUCCCCUUCUUGUUCUA